This is a messenger RNA of Monodelphis domestica (gray short-tailed opossum), 1238 nucleotides long. The record is from RefSeq and is a predicted model, not a curated record. Lineage: Eukaryota; Metazoa; Chordata; Mammalia; Didelphimorphia; Didelphidae.
CAAAGCCCCAGUGAACGGCCUUAGGGAGUGGCACUUUUUAAAAGUGCAGCCCUAAGGCCACCCGGUAGCGGCUCCUACCUUAGUUUAGUUACAUGUUGGGUUCUAUCCGGUCCCUGUGUGCACCGGGCUCCCCUCGCUGGGGACCCAAAUCUAGUCCAGCCUAGUCUCCAUGACGCCCGACGAAGACGAUGGAGGUAACAGGUGCAUUAAAUAUCUACUGUUUGGAUUUAACGCCAUCUUUUGUCUCACAGGAAUGACGAUCUUCGCCUUUGGCCUAUGGCUCAAAUUCGACACUCGGACGAGGACCAUCUUCGACCAGGAAGACAAUUCUCAAUUCUACACACGUGUUUAUAUCAUGAUUGGGACUGGUGUCCUUAUGUUGCUGAUGAGUUUCCUGCUCUGCUGUGGAGUCAUGGAGGAGUCCCAAUGCAAGUUGAGCGUGUUCUUUGCCUUCCUCUUGGUGCUUUUUGCCAUCAAUAUAGUCAUUGCCAUCUGGGGUUAUUUCAACAAAGACAAGGUGAUUCGUGAGGUCCAGGCAUUUUAUAAGGACGUUUAUAUGAAGAUGAGGGUCAAAGAAAACCCCUACAAGAGCAUCCUCAAAGCCCUCCACAAGGCGCUGGAUUGUUGUGGUUUGACUGGGGCUCUAGAUGUGUUCAUCACAGAGACCUGUCCUGUUAAAGACUUUUUUUCAUCACUAAGUAUGAAGUCUUGCCCACGAGCUAUUGAGGAAAUCUUAAGCAGUAAAUUCCACGUCAUUAGAGCUGUCAGCACAGGGAUUGCUGUUCUGAUCAUCUUUGGCAUGGUUUUAAGUCUGCAACUGUGCCGUAAUAUCGAGGAUGAUUUCUGAGCAGAAAAAUUUGCCCUCUAGAAUUGUGUGUGUGUGUAUGUAUGUCUUUUGUUUUAUUUUGUUUGCCACUAACUUUAGUAUUUAUUUCUCAGUUUUAAAUGGACAAAGUUGUUCUAUAUUUAUUAUCUUGUUAAUGUCUUAUUUAAUACUGAUAUUUGUAGUUGAGGGUUUUUUGGUUUUUGCUUUUAUGGUCAAAGAAAUCCUGCAAUGAAAGGUACUAUAUUUGCUAGAUUCUAGUCAAAGAUAUUGUACAUAAUAAAGGGCCAUAUGGGUCUUUAAAUAGAUUAAAAAUGCCUUAUCUCAAAUUUGAUCAGGAUGUAACAUGUUGAAGAUAAUUUCAUACACAAUAAAGAUUAUAACAAUAAAAAAAGACUGAAUUUCCGGUGAAGAA